GUCACGAUCCCCUGCCUGCGCGGGCGCCUUCCCCGCACAUCGGCAUUAGAGGGAAUCGCAGGCAAAGAAUCCCGUCACACUGGUCACAGCCGCUCAAUGAUAUCACCUCGGCUUGUGCACUAAACCGAGACGCCUACUCCGUACCCCGUUGAACCCCCCCCCGACCCUUACCAAAAAAAACCGAAAUCGAAGGAGCGUUUGCAAACCACCCACCGACGACUGCGAUCCUGCCGCUUCUCCAGGGCGGCAUGUCUCACAACGAACACCUAUCUCCCGACGGACAAUCUGCGCCUACAUCGGGGGCAGAAUAUGGGGUAGCACUGCCUGGCUCCCAGGUAUCGCAGUCUAGGGCGGCGGAUUCAUCACCGGAGGGGACAGGUCUGGCAGGCUUAGCAGCUGGUGAAGCGAUGCCGGGCCCAGUUCAGCUCACCCUCAAGGAGCGAUGGGCUGUCAACGCCUCGGAUUCCCAGUUCAAUGCGUUGUCGGGCGCAAUCGGCGGCUUCACAUCAGGGAUCGUCACCUGCCCGCUCGACGUCAUCAAGACCAAGUUGCAGGCACAGGGCGGGUUUUCAACACACGGGUCAGGGCACCCCAGGAUCUACAAGGGCUUAUUCGGGACAGCAAGUGUGAUAUGGAACCAGGAAGGACUCAGGGGCUUGUACAGAGGGCUGGGCCCCAUCAUAAUGGGAUAUCUACCGACAUGGGCGGUAUGGUUCACCGUCUACAACAAGACGAAGCUCUUUUUGGGCGACUAUCACAAAAACAGCUUUGUCGUCAACUUCUGGUCGUCCAUCGUGGCUGGGGGCAGCAGCACCAUAGUCACGAACCCAAUCUGGGUUAUCAAGACCCGUUUGAUGUCACAAUCGGGCGGCCACGACAGGACACAGUUCUCGCUCUUCCCCAAAGGAGCCAAUACGCCGACAUCACGACCGACACUACAUCAGCCAUGGCACUACAGGUCGACAUUGGAUGCCGCCCGGAAGAUGUACACGACCGAGGGCAUCCUAUCGUUUUACUCUGGCCUUACGCCGGCUCUUCUCGGGCUCACCCACGUCGCCGUCCAGUUUCCUGCAUACGAGUACCUCAAGGUGAAGUUCACCGGCCGGGGCAUGGGCGCAGCGCCCGUCGCAGGCGAAGACGACAAGGCGCACUGGUUCGGCAUCCUCUCGGCCUCGAUCAUGUCCAAGAUCCUCGCCAGCAGCGCUACAUAUCCACACGAGGUCAUCCGCACAAGGUUGCAAACCCAACGGCGGCCAAUCCCAGGACACGAAUACAUGGAGGGCAUGGGAGGCGUGCAGCCGGGCGUUAAUGGAGCAUCCCAGCAACCACAGGCCGGGCCCAAGUACAGGGGCAUCGUCUCGACGGUCCGGACAAUGCUCCGAGAGGAGGGUUGGCGGGCAUUCUACGCUGGGCUGGGUACCAACAUGAUGCGUGCUGUGCCGGCUGCUACCGUCACCAUGCUCACGUAUGAGUACGUGAUGCGCCGCCUCAACCAUGUGCGACUGGACGGGAGGGAGAAGCUUGAGUUGCUGAAGGGGGGGUUUCCCGGAGCAUGAGCUGGGAAGGGACACUCUUCAAAUUCUGAACAGCCACCUUUCUUCUAAAGACGUCGAUGCGAAUCACCUUAUCGACUUUUACCGUUCCUCCU
Molecule: messenger RNA, 1648 nt
Organism: Chaetomium fimeti
Lineage: Eukaryota; Fungi; Ascomycota; Sordariomycetes; Sordariales; Chaetomiaceae
Product: mitochondrial carrier domain-containing protein
Exons: 2
Coding region: 249-1556 (435 amino acids)
Biological process (GO): pyrimidine nucleotide import into mitochondrion
Cellular component (GO): mitochondrion
Molecular function (GO): pyrimidine nucleotide transmembrane transporter activity
Source: RefSeq, a predicted model, not a curated record